UUAUCCAACCCUCUUAUCCACCACCCACACCACAUCUUUUAACUCGCCUUCGCAGAGAUCCUGCGGAGAAGAGGAGGAGGAGGAAAGCAGCACAGGCACAGUAGCAAAGAAGAAUGGCAGCGUCCCUCCAGGCCGCCGCUACCCUCAUGCAGCCGGCAAAGGUCGGCGCCACCAGCCGGACCGCUGCAGGAGUGCAAUUGAGGUCCUCAUCUCACCUCACCAAGGCCUUCGGCCUUGAGCCUGCUGCCAGUGCCAGGCUCACCUGCUCCUUGCAGUCGGACGUCCGAGAGAUGGCCCAGAAGUGCGCUGAUGGCGUCAAGCUCGCCGGCUUCGCCCUGGCCGCCUCCGCCCUCGUUGUCACGGGAGCAAGCGCGGAGGGAGUGCCGAAGAGGCUGACAUAUGACGAGAUCCAGAGUAAGACGUACAUGGAGGUGAAGGGGACGGGAACGGCGAACCAGUGCCCGACCAUCGACGGCGGGGUGGAGUCGUUCGCCUUCAAGCCGGGCAAGUACAACACCAAGAAAUUAUGCCUCGAGCCCACCUCCUUCACCGUGAAGGCGGAGGCCGUGAGCAAGAACGCCCCGCCAGAGUUCCAGAAGACGAAGCUGAUGACCCGCCUCACCUACACGCUGGACGAGAUUGAGGGGCCCUUCGAGGUCUCCCCCGACGGCACCGUCAAGUUCGAGGAGAAGGACGGAAUCGACUACGCUGCCGUCACCGUGCAGCUUCCCGGCGGCGAGCGCGUUCCCUUUCUCUUCACCAUCAAGCAGCUGGUGGCCUCCGGCAAGCCCGAGAGCUUCAGCGGCAAGUUCUUGGUGCCCAGCUACCGGGGCUCCUCGUUCCUGGACCCCAAGGGGAGGGGGGGCUCCACCGGGUACGACAACGCGGUGGCGCUGCCCGCCGGAGGGAGGGGAGACGAGGAGGAGCUGAGCAAGGAGAACAUCAAGAACACGUCGUCCUCCACGGGGACCAUCACGCUGAGCGUCACCAAGAGCAAGCCGGAGACGGGCGAGGUGAUCGGCGUGUUCGAGAGCUUUCAGCCGUCGGACACCGACCUAGGGGCGAAGACGCCCAAGGAUGUGAAGAUCCAGGGCAUCUGGUAUGCUCAGCUUGAGUCGUAGAGAAGAGCUUUCUGCGUCAGCUAUAUAUAUACCAUCUCUCUCUCUCUCUCUUUCUCUCUCUCUCUCUUCCUUGGACUGCUGCUGGCUUGAUUGUUCUGAUCUAUGAAAUAAUUAACAGACGUAUUAAUGAUGUAAUAGUUUAUAUUUUCUGAAGUUGAAUCUUACUUCCUAUUAUUGUUCUUA
Molecule: messenger RNA, 1304 nt
Organism: Musa acuminata AAA Group (dessert banana)
Lineage: Eukaryota; Viridiplantae; Streptophyta; Magnoliopsida; Zingiberales; Musaceae
Product: oxygen-evolving enhancer protein 1, chloroplastic-like
Exons: 2
Coding region: 114-1121 (335 amino acids)
Biological process (GO): photosystem II stabilization; photosystem II assembly
Cellular component (GO): photosystem II oxygen evolving complex
Molecular function (GO): oxygen evolving activity
Source: RefSeq, a predicted model, not a curated record